CUCAGUCACUCUCUUCACGUCUAUCACUCACGUACCCACCACCACCGUAUCUUCAUUCAUUUCAUUUCCCCAAAACAAUUAUUUAAAAUAAAAGAAAAUAAAAGGAAUUCUCACACUUUUUUUUUUUUUUCUCUCUCUUUCUCUCUCCUUCGAUGGUGGAACACCACCACAUACGCAGAGUCGUCGGAAGAAAAAGGUGAGAGAAGAUCGGAGCGCCGAGGCAAGAAGUUCGCCAAAACUAGGGUUUCUAAACUGCCGACGAAGAUAAAUAAAAAUGCCGCUCUCGAAGUACCGCGUGCGGAACGAGUACAGUUUAGCGGAUCCCGAGCUGUAUCGUGCGGCCGACAAGGAUGAUCCAGAAGCGCUUCUCGAAGCCGUCGCCAUGGCUGGACUCGUUGGACUCUUGCGCCAGCUUGGCGACCUGGCCGAGUUUGCUGCUGAGAUCUUCCAUGAUUUACAUGAAGAAGUAAUGGUUACCGCUGCAAGAGGCCACGGUCUCAUGGCUCGUGUUAAACAGCUUGAGGCUGAAGUUCCUUCACUGGAGAAGGCUUUCUUUUCUCAAACUCAUCACUCUUCAUUCUAUACCAAUGGAGGGAUUGAUUGGCAUCCUAAUCUACAGUCUGAACUAAAUCUUGUGACUCGAGGAGACUUACCUCGAUUUAUAAUGGAUUCAUAUGAAGAAUGUCGGGGUCCUCCAAGACUGUUUCUUCUGGAUAAGUUCGAUGUAGCUGGGGCUGGGGCAUGCCUUAAGCGUUAUACUGAUCCAUCAUUCUUUAAAAUAGAAUCGAAUUCACUUGUAAAUGAUACAAUAGAAGUUCAGAGAGAGAAGAGAAUUCGUAAAGUCAAGCUGAAGAAAGGAGCAAGGCUGAGGGAUGGUGAAGCUCCUAAUGUUGUACCAUCGCAUUCAAAAUUACAUCAGCUGCUUCUUGAGGAGCGUAUUGAAAAUGGUUAUAGUAAUCCUGCAAGACUAGUGAAGUUGAAAAAAAGACACAUGAAUGGACCAACUGUUGAAGCAGGAGAUGGUAAGAGUUACAUGGAGAAAUUUCUGGAAUCUCCUUCACCUGAUCAAAAGAUGGUUUGUGAAACUUCAAUCUUUCCGUUGCCUGUCAAAUUGACAUCAGAUGAUACUAGUGAGACUGGGAUUAAAAUUCUUGAAAUCAGUAGCAUUAGUCCUGUGAAAAGGUCAAAGGGAAAUAAAAACACCCAUUCAUCCCUUGAUGAGCAGGAACUAGAACUAAAACCAUCUUCAGAAAUGGAUGGUGGGACUGAUGGAGAUCCUGUGAAGGUGAAAGAACAAGUCUCAUCUGGUGUGACAGAUAAUAUGUCUUCUAAUGAUCGUAAGUUUCUUGAUGUAGCACAAUUGGCUGUUGAUGAACGAAAGAUAAUAGAAGGUAACUUAGAUGGGUACCAUUCGGAUGAUGUGACUAGUGAAGUUGACAAUUACAUGGAUGCUUUAACUACCAUGGAAUCAGAAUUGGAUACAGAUAACGAGUAUAAACCUAAGAAUAGCUUCUUGAAUGUUGGAAAGGCAACAAAUACCAAGGAUAAAGAAGAACAACAACUACAAGCACAUUUUUCAGAUUCUCAAUCAUUUGGGGACUCUUCAAUGUCUGAUGACAGUAAUUCUUUUAAACAAGAUAGAAAUGAAGAAAUUAUUCAAGUGCAAGCUAAGUCGUCAGAUUCUCAAUCAACUGGAACCUUCUCUUCAUUGGACAAUCAUAGUUCACUCAGAAGAGAUAUAAAUGGGCAUCAUAUAGAACCACAAGCUCACCUCUCAGAUUAUCCAUCUGUUGGAAACUCCUCUACAUCAGAUGAAAACGAUUCUUUCAUGAAAAAUGGAUCCUAUUCAUCCCAGUCUGAAUCAUUAAGCACCGUGGUUGAAAAUACACCAGGACCUUUGUUAUUCACAAAUACUAAGUACUAUGGACCGGUGGUUGAAGAUGCACCAUCCAACAAGCCUCCCCAAAAUGUUGAGUUUCAACACACAGAUUGUGGGGGGUCUGUCAUGCAUGAUGAUACUCCUGUUCAUGAAGAAGAGAUUUCUGAUUUUGGGCAAGCCUGUUCAGAUAUGACGACUUCAGGACAGGGGUUGUGUUCUGAUAUUGGAUCCAUCUCUCAGGUGGUCCUACCCACAGCAACUGAAUCAGGCGUAAUCUCAUCUGAUCCUGUUGAACUUAAUUUAAGGUUAGAUGGUGAUGAUGCAGACAGAACACAAGAUGAUGAUGCAGGCAGAACAGAUGACAAUGACGAUCCAGGCAGAAUAGGAGAUGACAAUGUCGAUGCAGGCAAAAGAAGUGAUGAUGAUGCAGACAGAACAGGUCUUGUUGAAUCUAUUACUUCCAAGCCUGUUUCUCUCUCCCUCACAAAAGACAAUGCUUGUCCUGUUGAUUCUUCUGAUAAAACAUCAUUCGACAACUUGGAUGAUGAUGAUGAUCCAUGUAUUCACUCUAAUAAUCUGUUACAAGUUUCUAGUGAUUUGGAGUUUAUUGCUCAUGGAGACGAAUGCAAUUCUCAUUCUGAAAUCAAAAUGUUCCCAGCAAGACCUACAAAUGAAAACAUUUCUGAAAUUUUGGCUAAUGGAGAUAUUGAUUCACCAGGAGAGGAUCCUGUUUGCCCAUCCACAGAAGAAUUAAAAGUGAAUUCAGGUGCUGUGCUGGCUCCUGAUUGUCACGAUUCAAAGGAUCAAGGUUGCACUUCAGCAACGAAGCUUAGUUCAGAGACCCCUGUUGUGAAGAUUCCUCCAAUGAGUUGCUUUACCAGGGUGCUUUCCUCUGACUCAAUUCAAAACAAAACACAGGAGGAACCACACUCAGCAGAAAUUGAAGUUUCAAAUCCUGAUCUGCCAUUGGAAGUUGAUGAGGUACCAAAGAUGGUGCAUGAUGAUGAAAUAAAUGGAUCUACCUGCAGUGUCGAUCCACUUGAAGGUGAUAGUCGUUUUAAACAUCCAUCUCCUGUUGAUCAUGUAAUGGCAAAUGAUCUGGUGACCGGAAAUGUUCAGUCAGAAGAUCAAUCUGUAUUUUCUGUUCCUUGUGUUAAUAGUGCUGAAGAUGGUGUGCGCGUUGAUACUUGUCCAGAUUCAUUUCAGACUUCUCCUUCAAGGGGUUUUUCAGAUUCAGAAGAACCUCUAUCGAAUACUCAUUCUUAUAAAAUGGACAUGAAAUCCAAUGAAGUAGAAUUUAUGCAAAAUGCCAUGGACACAAAUGCAGAGAUGAGUGAGACUCGAUUAGCACCACUGCCAGAUGUAACAUCACCUGAUAAUAUUGCAGAGUUAGACGAAUCUCUUACUAUUUUUGCAGAUUCACAGGAGAGGAAAGUUGACGAGCCAGUUGUCAGAGAAUCUACAGAACUAGAGGACCAUCAGAAGAUAGUGGAUCAACCAGUAAUUACUUCUAUGGAAGAAAAAUUGAACCUGAACAAAACUGUUCUUUGUGAUCUUCAAGAUUCAGAAUCAUGUACUAUUCAGAAGUUCCAACAUAGUGCUUUUGUUGAUAAUGCAGAAACUUUGCUUGAAUUUUCGGGGUUGGAUUCCCAGCUGUCGCAAUCAAUAUUUAAUGGUCAGCAUGAUCCAUUACAAAAUGACAGAGAUAGUUUUUUAUCACCUUUGGGGAAACAGUUGGGACCUGAAACUGAUUUAGAUCUGUUCUCAAAAUCCCAAAUUGGUGAACAGGAUGCAGAAUAUCCACUCGGAGAAGAAAUAAACUUUGCCUCUGAGAAAUCUCAAUAUCAGAAGAUGCAAAUAUAUCAAUUGGAGCCUCAAAGCAAUCAUGCUACUUCUGGAUGUGUGUCAGAAAUACAUGCAGACGAGCCAUCACCAAUUUAUUCCUCACCAGCGUCAUCUAGCCAGAAUGCUGCAAAACUUGUCAUGGAUCCGUUGAUGCUUCUUCUUCCUAGCCACUUUCCCCAGUCAACUGAAAAUAGUCCUGAUGAGAUGCCACCUAUGCCUCCUCUACCGCCUAUGCAAUGGAGAAUGGGAAAGGUUCAGCAUUCUUCCUUACCUUCACAGAGAGAAGAAUUAGAAGUAAGUCAAACUUCAGUCCAGCCAAUUAGGCCUGAUGAAAAUUCCCUAUUUGGUUUACCAACUUCUGAGAAAGAGACCCCGUUUUAUCAGAGUCCAUUUUUGCCUGUCAUGGCUAUGGAAAGUGAUCAGCUCGAACAUUCUUCUGGGUUUCCUGUUGGUGUUUCAGGGCAUUCUGUUGCCAUACCUUUUCAAUUUCCUAUCAUAGUUAAUGAAUCAAAAGGUCAAUAUAAUUACCUCUUGUUGGAUAAAAACCAAAUUCAGAAUCCCUUCUUAACCUUACCCAUGGCAUCUACAGGCAUGUCUCAUGAUCUGAUUGUUGCACCUGAGGAAAGAAUGAUGCAGAAUUCAAACUCAUGUGGGGCAGUACCAGAAGCUGCGUAUGCUGUUUCAGGACAUGAUUCCAUCCCUACACAAGAAAGUUCAACUCAACCUCCGCACCAGUUAAUGUUGGAGACUAGAUCAAAUGAUAAAUCACUUAAACAGAGUAUGGACAGGCCUCCAAAUGUUCUUCCAAUUGCUUCCGAGGGAGAAAUGGGACUGAAUUCAAACCCUUGUCCUACAAUUCCACCUGCUGAAUGUGCUGCAUCUGGGCAUGAGUCCGUUUCAACUGAAGAGAAACUGCCUGAGCCUCUAACUCAAUUAGUGGUGAAGCCUAGUUCAGAUGAUAAAACACUUCAGCAGUCUGUUACUAGUUGGGUAUCAAUGGACAAUCCUGACAGUCACAUUGUUUCUUCCGGUAGAGAAGUGGAACGAAAUUCUAACCCAGACCCUCCAAUUCCACCUGUUGAAUGUGCUGUUCCCGGGGCCGGACAUGAUUCUAUCUCUUCUCAAGAAAAACCAACUCUACCUCCAAGUCAAUUAAUGUCAGGUACUAGUUCAGAAGUUCAAAUCCUUCAGCAAUCUAUACAUAAUUCGGAAGGGGAACAAGAACGUUUGCCAAUCUCAUUCAUGUCUCCACCAAACAUGGAAAGUAUGGAGCCUAAUCAGAGUUUCAUGACCUAUGAGGGAGGAAUGGCAAGGUCCUUGGAUACAUCUGAUCAUACCUUAGAUGUGGAGAGUGAAAGGACUUAUGGAAAACCAAAGAGUAAGCUUCUUCGUCCGCGAACUCCUCUAAUAGAUGCUGUUGCUGCACAUGACAAAAGCAAGCUUAGGAGGGUUACCGAGCGGGUCAUGCCUCAAACUGCACCGAAGGUAGAUGAAAGAGAUUCUUUACUAGAACAGAUAAGAACAAAGUCCUUCAACUUGAAGCCUGCUGUGACCACGCGACCUAGCAUUCAAGGUCCAAAAACAAAUUUGAAGCUUGCAGCCAUCUUGGAGAAAGCAAAUGCAAUUCGCCAGGCUUUGGCUGGAAGUGAUGAAGAUGACGAUGCGGAUUGGAGCGAUUCUUGAACUUACUAUUAGAAGUGUUCUUAGCUGGUGAAUGUUUUUGACACUCUGGUUCUUUCUCGAGCCUGAUCUAUAUAAGUCACGCUCCCCUGUCAUGAAUAGGAAAUCUCCCUGAAAUGCAAGAUUCUUUAUCCUACUUUGUUCAUAUAUGAUACUCUGAACUCCAUAUAGGAUAUAGCUUCUGCUCUUAGUUGCCUUCUUCACAUAUAUAUGCAUGAAAAAUUGUACUAGCAUGCAUGCAGAUUAGCUUCGAUAUCGCGGAGGCGGAACUCACUUCAUUGAAGACGACUCAAGUUCAGCGUGCAAGCGCUGUACAAGUUCCCCAUGCCUCCCGUUCACAUAAGUAAAUGUAUAUUUGUGUUGUCAUAAUUUUUUUUUUUUUAUAUUUAGUCACGAGUAUCCAAUUUUGUAAUUCUGUGAUGUAGUGUUUUGUCAUAAUUGUCCAUUAUCAUGUAGUUCAUCUGUGUCCAGUAUAGUAAUAUAUAUAUACGUGAGUAAAAUCAUUUUAGUGUACAGUCCACUAUUACCUUUGUUCA
Vigna radiata var. radiata (mung bean) is the source of this 5940-nucleotide messenger RNA. RefSeq names its product protein SCAR2. The transcript is spliced from 9 exons. Gene Ontology annotation, molecular function: protein kinase A regulatory subunit binding; Arp2/3 complex binding; actin binding. Gene Ontology annotation, cellular component: cytoskeleton. Gene Ontology annotation, biological process: actin cytoskeleton organization; positive regulation of Arp2/3 complex-mediated actin nucleation. Bases 275 to 5407 code for a protein of 1710 amino acids. NCBI's taxonomy places the organism in Eukaryota, Viridiplantae, Streptophyta, Magnoliopsida, Fabales, Fabaceae. The record is from RefSeq and is a predicted model, not a curated record.